AUGAAGGUACCAUCUCUUCCUGAGGAUGCUCUUGAAUCUCUAUACACUAAAGCCUCACAUGAGAUUAUAGCUGUACAUUUUAGAGAUCAAGUAGAAAGGUUUCUUGCUUUCUAUUUUAGAAUAAGGAAGAAACUGGAAGUUACCUCUGAUAAGAAUGAUCCUGCUGUUGAACAACUUUCUAAUACUCAUUCAGAGUGGACUUAUCCUACACAUAUUCAUAGAGCUCAUAGUCCCAUGGAAGCAUUAAAUACUUCUACUCUGGACUCUGAGAACAAUGAUGUGGAAGAAGAGGAAACUGUAGAAGAGAUUGUUCAAUUAAGCCAAUACACUCCUAAGAAAGGAGAUAGAACCUUCAUUCCUGCCUAUACACCUAUGCAAGGUCCAGAUGUGACUACUUCUUUAUUUACACCUGGAUCUCAAGCUCAGAGGGACUUAGAGGAUUUCACUAACCCCUCUGCUGCAAGCACAAGUAAAACUAUUGUGGCUAGAAAUACUUUACCAGUGUUACCUACUGUACCAGAGGAACCAUCUAGGAUCUUUAUAGAAGAUCCUCCCAAACCAAUUGGCCCAAACACCACUGGAAUGGGGAGGAAAUACAAUGAUCUCUUUGGAUCCACUACUAAGAUCUCUAAUACAGGUUGGGGUCAAACUCAAUUAACUCAGCCUAUAGCCCUUAGAGCUGAUAUGGAUGCAGAUAAUAACCUAAUAUCUGUUAUUCCAGCAUCAUCUUCUGAAGAUUCUCUAGACUCUCCAUUAAGGAAUAGAUCUAGACACAAAUCCUCAUUAUCAGCUUUACCAAGGCAAAGGAGUAGAUAUGCUCAAUAUGAGUCCCUUACUCCUUGGAAUUUUUCCACCAAUGUUGGGGGAUCUUCCAACACUCUGGUUAUGAAUCCUAAUCCAACAGGAAUUGAGUUAUUGACUACACAUAAACCUAUUUCAGUACCUCUAACAGGAGGAACAAAUCUUAACCCACCUCCAUUUAUUAAUCAGCCUUCCAUGGUUCCAGUCCUUUCAGGUUCUGGGAACCCUCCACCUAAUCCUCCCAAUAGAGGAAAUGGAGGAAAUGGAGGAAAUGGAGGAAAUGGAGGAGGAUUACCUUUCAAUAUUCCUAAUAGCUCACCUCACCAGCCUAUGCCUAAUAGGUCUUCACCUACAGGUCCACCACCUCCAGGAGAACCAGGAGGAUCUGGAGGACCAGGAAGGCCAGGAGGCCCAGGAGGUCCAGGAGGUCCAGGAGGUCCAGGAGGUCCAGGGGAAACUUUCCUCAAGCACCUCAGGCACCUCAAGGGAAUAAUAGAAUCACUGAUGUCCAUUUUGACUAUAGGAUCAAAUUAA
Rhizoctonia solani is the source of this 1335-nucleotide messenger RNA. RefSeq lists its product as uncharacterized. NCBI's taxonomy places the organism in Eukaryota, Fungi, Basidiomycota, Agaricomycetes, Cantharellales, Ceratobasidiaceae. The record is from RefSeq and is a predicted model, not a curated record. The coding region runs from base 1 to 1335 and encodes 444 amino acids. The transcript is spliced from 2 exons.